Messenger RNA from Syzygium oleosum, 2770 nucleotides. RefSeq names its product pentatricopeptide repeat-containing protein At1g66345, mitochondrial. The record is from RefSeq and is a predicted model, not a curated record. The transcript is spliced from 2 exons. Bases 71 to 1789 code for a protein of 572 amino acids. Lineage: Eukaryota; Viridiplantae; Streptophyta; Magnoliopsida; Myrtales; Myrtaceae. Gene Ontology annotation, molecular function: protein binding.
CCGCCAUCGACUUGGCGUGUGAUGCUCUCGGGAGGUAAUCGCCCGGAGCUCUCGAAUUCGAUUCCUGGCUAUGCUGCGGAGGCUUGUCUCGUCGCGCUUCCCUGUGUUUCGCGAACCCCACGGUCAUCUUUCCGUCCGCUUGCCGCCGCCGCCGCCUGUGCCCCCGCGAUUCCGCACCGGCGCGGAAGCGAGCGCCGACGCGGUCGUCGUUGCCGCGCUGUCGAAUUCGCUUCGGCAGGGCUGGAGUAGGGAUGCCCUGAAUCGGAAAUUCGAGCAUCUCGCGCUGGAUGAUGCGCUCGUCGAGCGAGUGCUGCUGGAAUUGAAGGAGCCGGCCGACGCGAGAUCCGCCCUGGGGUUUUUCCACUGGUCGGCAAAGGAGAGGAGAUUCGAGCACGGGAUUCGGUCGUAUUGUGUCACGAUCAAUAUUUUGGUUCGGGGCCACCUGAUCAGGGACGCGAAAGCGUUGAUCGAAUCGGUUCUGAAAAGAAGUGCCGGGGAGUCUUCGAAGCUCUCUGUGGCGGAUUCGCUGCUCGAUAGCUAUAAGAUUGCUUUUGGGACCCCUCUGGUGUUUGAUUUGCUCGGGCAGGCUUAUGCUAAGCUGAGGAUGUACGAGAUUGGGUUUGAUGUUUGCUGCUAUUUAGAGGAACACGGGUUCUCUCUAAGCCUCGCGACUUUCAAUACUUUGAUUAAUGUGAUCCAGAAAUCUGAUCAGAAUCCUCUUGUUUGGAGGAUCUAUGAGCAUAUGAUAAAGAGGAGAACUUAUCCGAGUGAAGCAACAAUUAGAAUUAUGAUCGAUUCGUUGUGUAAGGAAGGGAAACUGCAGAUGUUUGUGGACAUGUUAGACAGGAUCCAUGGGAAGCGAUGCGCUCCUUCAGUUAUUGUUAAUGCCAGCUUUCUUCAUAGAAUUCUUGAGGAAGGUAGAAUUGAUGAUGCAAUGGUAUUGCUGAAGAGGAUGUUGCAAAAGAACAUGGUUUUCGAUACUAUUGCCUAUUCAAUGAUUAUUUACUCCAAGGUGAUGAUUGGGGAUAUAGAUUCUGCAUGGAAAGUUCAGGAAGAAAUGCUCAAGAGAGGUUUCAAUGAAAACUCGUUUGUGUAUACUAAAUUUGUAGGAGCAUACUGCAGGACUGGAAGAGUUGAAGAAGCCAAGAACCUGAUGGAAGAAAUGGGAAACAAAGGUCUGAAACCAUAUGCCGAGACUUAUGAUCUUCUCAUUGAGGGAUUGGCUAAGUCCGGGAGAGUUGAUGAGAGCUUGAGCUACUGUAAGAAAAUGCUGGAUAUGGGACUUUCUCCUAACUGUUUGGCUUUCAAUGAGAUGGUAGCAAAGCUGUGUGAAAUGGGAAAAGUGAAGCAGGGUAAUGAGAUGCUCACGCUUCUGUUGGAUAAUGGGUUCUCACCAGAUGAAGCCACGUACUCCCUGUUAAUUUCUGGCUAUGCGAGAGAAGGCCACGGUGAUGAAGUUCUCAAGCUCUAUUAUGAGAUGAAGCACAGAGGAUUGCCCUGUGGAUCAAUGGUUUUUACCUCUUUGAUUGGUAGCCUCUGCCGAUGUGGAAAGUUAAGUGAAGCUGAGAAGUAUCUAAGAUAUGUGGAUGCUCCUUCACUACCCGAAAACGCGAACCUUUAUAAGAUGCUGAUUACAAGCUAUCUCGAGAGAGGUGACAGAGGAAGGUGUCUCCAAAUCUAUAGUGAAAUGGAAUCAAAAGGGUUGAAGCUGUCUCUUUCAGGCAUCAGGGAUGAACUCGCUCAAUUUCUUCCAGUGCCAAAGGAAUCUGUUAACACUGGCAUCUGUUAACAAAAGGAAUCUUUUUGAAACUUUCUGCAAUGUGCAAAUAGAACCAUCAGGCCGUGUUUUUUCGGAAGGAACCGUACAGAAGCCUGGGUGUCUCCAAUUCAGUUGCCCCCUCUACUCCAUUACUAUCCAAUGAGAAGCUUUCAGGAAUCUAUGUAUUUCAAGCUGCAAAUUAAAUCCUUGAUAAUCUUCUACACUGAUUUAGCUGGGGCUGAAAGUGGAGUGCUGAUGAUCACACUCCUUUGGAUGGGAGGAUUCCUUGGCCCAGAAGAAACUGGUCAUGUGCAUUGGAAUGUAGGAGUCCUACUCCUAGUAACCGGAGAAAACCUAUCUGCUUUGAUGGCACGAGGAUAAGCUCAGCUGAGUGCAGAAGAGCAAUUGUUGCUGGAAAUACUCAGGAGAGAGUGGAGCUACUGCCUCUGCUGUUAAACUUCGGUAGUUACAAACCAGAUGGCUGCUCUGUUAUACGCACGUUAGAGAAGCAAGGUAGCCCUUGAAGUUACAGUGGCAGAUUUCUCUGCUGACUACUGUUCGGACAGUGCGAAACUAGGAUAAUCGGUCCGUAAUUGUAUUGUGAUCCUUGCUCAAAGGCGAGGGUGAACACUUUCGACAACGACGAUGCGCUUAUGUUGAAAAUUGAAUGGAUCAGGGGCGAAAGAGUGGGAGAAAGCAGCAGUCCAUCUGUUUAAGGACAAGGAAGGCAAGUGCGGCAGUUUCUUUUGUAAGAAAAGAAGAAAGGGAAACCAUUGUCGGGGGGCUAUGAUGAAGUUAACAAGCUCGAGCAUGUUUGUUGACGAUUACUUGAGCCGAACAGCGCUCGCAGAGUUUCUGUCUUGUGAACAUCCAUGGCGUGAGGCUUUGAUAUACGGGACACUGCCCAUUAAUAAGAUGCUGACUACUAAUUCUACGAGCUGAAGUAAACGAAUCCUUAUUAUAAAGGGCAUGAUAAGGAGGCCAUACAAAUUGAAGUUCACGUGCAUUAUG